Lactuca virosa is the source of this 798-nucleotide messenger RNA. The record is from the annotation of a GenBank genome assembly. NCBI's taxonomy places the organism in Eukaryota, Viridiplantae, Streptophyta, Magnoliopsida, Asterales, Asteraceae.
AUGGCUAGAGAACCUCAUACAUGGUGCAGUGCAUUUUUUGGUAGUGGUUUGGCAUGUGAGUCUGUAGAGAAUGAGAUAGCUGGGUGUUUUAAUGCAGUCAUUUUAGAUGCUAGAAAGAAGCCUCUUUUGGCUAUGCUUGAAGAAAUAAGACUCUACAUGAUGGAAAGGUUCUACAACUUAAGAGAGGAAGCACAGAAAUUAGAAGGUGAUGUGUGUGAAGCAGCACUUCUAAAGAUGGAGGAAUUUGCUGAGGAUAGAAGGACUUGGUAUGCAGUGCCAAGUGGUGUUAAUUCAUAUGAAAUUAGGAAUGGCUUUCAAAGUUAUGGAGUUGAUUUGGAACACCAUUACUGUAGCUGCAAACUGUGGGAUAUAGCAGGGAUACCUUGUGUGCAUGCACAGGUAGCAAUCUUAUACACCAACCAAGAUCCAAAGGAAUUCAUUAGCACUUGGUUCAGCAAGAGUAAUUAUAUGGCUACAUAUCAGUCUAACAUACUUCCAGUUAAUGGAAGUAACUUGUGGGAAGAAACUGGCUAUACCAAGCCCCUUCCACCUACAGCUAGGAGGAUGCCAGGACGACCCAGUGUCAAAAGAAGGAGACAUUCGAAUUACACUACACAAGAGAUUUUAGACUGUCUUGGAAUCAAUGAGGAAGAAUUAUAUGAAUUUGAGGGUCUAAAACAUGUACCUGUGAAUCUUAAUAUAUCACAGGGUUUUGAAUUUCCUAGCCACUUGACUGUAGAAACUUUGACUGAGAAUGAAGAGGAUUUGGAACAAGAAGAUCACGAAUCAAGAAUCUAA